AAGAAGGCAAACGACGAGUUGUAGGGCUAGACUCUUUAGUGGACCAUCUAUGGUAGCAUUUAGGACCGGGCCGUUACUGGGCGUGCAGUUGGAAACAUCGUGGACAAGACAAUUCGCAGGGAAAGGAAGAAAAAGAAAAUUACCGUAUUGGGACAGUAACCAGGAUCAUGGUUAAGCAGUUUUGCAGGGCUUAUCUGUAUCGUGGACGGGCUUGCAUCCCUAUUCGGGGUAAGUGGGUUGGUCCCUCAUGCAGGGCGACGGAAUCGGCCCAUUCCGCGAUCUCCUCGACUCUACUUCUCUUCUUCUUCUUCUUCUUCUUCCUCCUCCUUUUCUUACGAGUAGGCUUGGCUAGGCUACCUUACAGAUUUCGAAGCAUUCGGGUCGGAUUUGAGUGCCCAGGUCGGCAAACCGAUCGCUUCUUACACACCGCCGAACAACGGGCCGAAUGCAAGAGAUAUGCAGCUCAGAGGAAUUGGAGCCAUGACACUGCUGUGAGAUGUCGUGGCAUAUGCCAGCCAUUCUCGCAAUGGCUGCGGCAUCCAUACUCGCAAGUGUCACACAAUCCAUUCGGACGACCAUAUGGCACAUACGGAGUACACCUGCUUUAUCAUCCCCUAGCAUUGACAUGGCUGACAGGAGCACCAAAGAAACGCCACUACCCGGUGUCCCACAACCUGCAUAAAUGCAACACACAUAAGGAGUACUACCUGGUAUAAUAUGUCAUGAGAAUCCUUGGCCACAAUACGUUCACCGCCUGAGAAUGAUUCGAGUAAGUAUGGGACGCUAGAGCAGACCAC
This is a messenger RNA of Aaosphaeria arxii CBS 175.79, 797 nucleotides long. RefSeq lists its product as uncharacterized. The record is from RefSeq and is a predicted model, not a curated record. The coding region runs from base 168 to 716 and encodes 182 amino acids. Lineage: Eukaryota; Fungi; Ascomycota; Dothideomycetes; Pleosporales. The transcript has a single exon.